AUGUGCGCCAUAGACCAUGGCAGUCUCUCAGACAGAGGCGGCUCGGCGAUCCGCCUGGCUCCGUCCACUGACAUAUGCUGUGCUGGCCUCUGGCUGCCUGCUUACAUUGCUGAGCUGAGCCAGCUGACGGAUAGCGUGGCCCCUUUUCCGAGAGAGGCCGCCGACAGAACCUUGCGAAAGGAGUGGCAGAGCACCCGGAGCCAACGAAGCGCACUGGCGGCUGUCCAAGCGGCCGGGCUACCGGAGAACCCCCGGGCUGCUGCAUCCUUGGGCCAGGUUUACUGUCUCAACAUCCCGGGCCACGGGCCUGUUGCCGUUAAGAUUCAGAGGCUUGUUGCGCUGCAAUUCUCCGAGUUUCCGCCAGUCCAUCGGAUGUUUGGUUGGCCUCCGCCCUUGGGAGAAGGUGUGCAGACCCGCGUCAAGAACUGCCUCGUGUCGCAGACAGGGCGGCAGUUGAUGCGCAAAGGGAGCUUCUCUGGACUCGGGGACCCGAUCGGCAUACCCCCAGUCACUCUGAAGCCCUCCCUUGGCACUCCGGGGCCGGGACUCCAGAAGAGCGCCUCGGAUUCUGUGAUUCUGCCGCCCUUGAAAGCCGGCACGGGGCGACCCUCGACUGUGGCCCGGCGCGAGAACCGCAGGAGGCAGAUGCUGGCGGAGCAGAUGAUGGAAAGGACGGAGAGAUCCGAGAACGUCGCAGAGACGGGCUUGGUGACAGAUAGACUCGACAGCUUCGAGGUCUUGUCUGAAGCUUUCGGACACGAUGUCCGAGGCGUUACCGAUCGCCUAGAGGACAUGGCACGCAGCAUCCGCUUCGAGAACUGGCGGUCCAAGACCGAGGAGAGGGAGCGAAAGCGUCGCGAGGAGGAGAAGCGCCUCCAGGAGGAAGAGAAGCGCAAGGUGGCCCUGCGCAUCGAAAAUCGGCGGCGCUUCGACGGCGACAACGAAAAGGCGGCAAGCAUUCCCAUGCAUCCCGUGGAGGCCGGGCAAGGGGGAGGGAAAGACGAAAGACUUCAAAAGCGAAUAUGCAUGUUUUGGGGCUCAGGGAUUAAGCCUAAAGAGCGAAGAUACCCUACAGGCCCUCAAGCCUAA
Symbiodinium sp. CCMP2456 is the source of this 1089-nucleotide messenger RNA. The record is from the annotation of a GenBank genome assembly. NCBI's taxonomy places the organism in Eukaryota, Dinophyceae, Suessiales, Symbiodiniaceae.